Messenger RNA from Salvia hispanica, 788 nucleotides. RefSeq lists its product as uncharacterized. The record is from RefSeq and is a predicted model, not a curated record. NCBI's taxonomy places the organism in Eukaryota, Viridiplantae, Streptophyta, Magnoliopsida, Lamiales, Lamiaceae.
UUUCCAAAUUUCCCAUCAAUCUUGACGCUAUGGAUAUAUUUUCCAAUCAGCUUCCAGAAGUGCUCACAAAUCACAAUUUAGCUACUUUGGAGUUCUUUUUGAUCGAGUGUUCUUCAAUUUUGGAUGAAAAAAAAACUGUUUCGAGCUGAUUGAAAUUAUUUGAAUGGGUUGUUUGUUAAAUCAAGAAAUGUCGCUUGCAAGGGUUUGAUUCAUAAUCUCAUUUGAAGAAAUUAGAGAGAGAGAUACAUGAAGCUGCUGCCUUGAAAUUUGUUCGACGCAUAUGGAGAAAAGCUUCUCGAUUUCAGCUCGAUACUUUCUGGCUAAUUGAAAGAAAAUAGAAUUAGGGUUUCGGUUGAAUCUGGUUUAAGAUCUUGCAUAAUUGGGAAAGAUUGAAUUUUGGGGGCCAUGGCAGUGGGAUGGAGUGUGACACUCUGGAUGGCAAGAAUGGUGUGGUUUGCAUUGUCUGGUUGGGUGGUUUCUUGCUUGACUGUUGCCGAUGAAUUGGCCGGCUCUCUGCGCUCCGGAGACAUCGGCCCGUUCCAUGUCGGUUAAUUCGCAGGCUAUUGUACAGAAACAGAGUUUAUCGUUUGCAAGGAUCUGGUUUCCCUAAAUAGAGUUUAAUAGAGUGCUUUUUUUUUUUUUUUGUCUUAGUUUGUGUUGAUUGUGAGUAGCAAAUUUGUGGUGCUUUGUUUUGAGUACACGUUAAUCAGAUGUUGGAAUGUGAUGUUUGAUUAAGGAUUGUUAAUUGUUAAUGCCUUAAUGGUUAAAUUGAGCUACAUUUUCACUUA